AAGCAUCUUACUCCAGCAAGAGUGUUGUGUGACGACCUUUAACGACGGGUACAAAAGAUAAGUAAUUCGCAACGGAGCAUACGUUACAUACCAGUUAUGUCGGAAAAUUUCACAGUAAUUCAAGAAAAGAAAGGAGAGCUUACUGGACCACGACAAGCAUUGAUUCAUGGUGUACGAUUAUCAUUCUAUGCUCCCAACAUUGAUAAAGAUUUUGAGAAGGAUUUAAACCAUUUUGAAACCCGGUCAGACGAUAUCUAUGUGGUCAGUUUUCCAAAAUCAGGAACAACCUGGAUGCAAGAAAUUGUCUGGCAAAUUUUCAACGAUGGAAAAAUCAGUGAAGAAAGAGUGGAAAGGCGAUACGCCAUUUUGGAGACAAGUCAACUCUUCGACAGGCCCAGAGGCGAUUCAGACAAGAAGGUCUCGUUGAAUUCUCAGCCUAGUCCCCGCUUAAUAAAGUCACAUCUUCCUUAUCACGUGAUUCCGAUGAGCAAAGAUGAAAGCAAAAGAAGCAAGUAUAUUUACGUGGCAAGAAAUCCAAGGGACGUUGCUAUUUCAUAUUAUCACUUUGUCUUGAGCUUUGGCGCCGACAGUUACUUUAAUGGGACCUGGAGGUUCUUUGUAAAGUUGUUUCUUGAAGGAAAAAAUUCAUCUGGCUUGUGGUCUGAUCACGUGCUACCCUGGUGGGAACACAAAGACGACCCUCACGUCUUGUUUCUCAAAUACGAAGAUUUAAAGAAGGAUCUUUGUGGUAACGUUCGACUAAUCAGCGAAUUUCUCGAGAGGCCACUGUCAGAUGAAAUGAUCUGUAAAAUCGCUCACCAGUGUACGUUUGCUGAGAUGAAGAAACAGUCAAGCUCUUAUAUCCUUUCGGCAUAUGCUACCAAACCAAACUUGCUUCGCAAGGGUCAGAUUGGAGAGUGGAAGAGCCUGUUCAGUGAAGAAUUAAACAAGCAGUUUGACGAAACAUUCUUUGCGAAAUUGCACGGGUCUGGGCUGCAUUUUGACAUAGAAUAACACACACUGACUGGUUUUGAAACUGAAAAUUAAUCCCUUUAGUGUAGUACUUUAUCGUAUUUGCUAUUGCGUAGCUGGGCCAAGCAAUCUCUUUUCUCUGGAGUUUCUGAGUAGCAAUUCGUUAUUGCACUCCUGAAACGAUUAUCGGGUUCAAUAUUCAAAUAAUCAAAUCAUUAAUGUAAUCCUGAGGCCGGGUACGCUUGACUUAGUUUGACUG
Messenger RNA from Stylophora pistillata, 1231 nucleotides. Its product is annotated as sulfotransferase 1E1. Gene Ontology annotation, molecular function: sulfotransferase activity. The record is from RefSeq and is a predicted model, not a curated record. NCBI's taxonomy places the organism in Eukaryota, Metazoa, Cnidaria, Anthozoa, Scleractinia, Pocilloporidae.